GCUCUAGAUUCAAUAGCUCUUUCAGAUAAAGAUCUUAGAAUUCAUGUACUUGCUGAUGAUCAAUGGCAUCAACUUGAAAAAAUAAUGAAUUUUUUUCAGCCAUUUAAAGAAAUUACAACUAUAAUGUCAAGCAGUACAUAUCCUACACUUUCCACUACAAUACCUCUUUAUAAUACUCUUAUAGAUCAUGCAAAAGAAAUUAUUAAUGCAGAAAAUAUUAUUUCAAUUAAAGCAGCAGCAGAAAAGUGCAAAGAAAAAUU
Messenger RNA from Diversispora eburnea, 260 nucleotides. The record is from the annotation of a GenBank genome assembly. Lineage: Eukaryota; Fungi; Glomeromycota; Glomeromycetes; Diversisporales; Diversisporaceae.